AAGCUUCCUGUUUUCCAGAAUGGCGAACACAUUAUAUUCAACACAGCAGUGAUAAUCCAGUAUAUAGAAAGAAUUGCUGUUGUCUCAUCAGGCGGCGGUAAAAUCACUGUCAGCAGUGGAGAAGUUGUUGAAUGGAUGAAUAAGAUACAAGAGUGGAACCCAAAGUUCUUCACGCUCUCCCACAUCCCUGAGAAGUAUCGCCUUUUUAUUUCUAAAUUCAUGCGUAGAGUGGUAAUUGCCCGGAUGUCUGAAUUUCCUGAUCUAGCAAGUGCUUACCAUCGUAAGCUGAGAGAUGAAUACGAAACAGAAGACAAGUUGAAAAACCCAGAAGUUCUGAGACGAAGCAAGAAACAUCUGGUAAGCCUUCUUGAUGAAGCAGAGACAAAACUGAGCGAAACAUUGUAUUUAGUUGGGGAAGAGUUUACUAUGGCUGAUGUUAUGUUCAUUCCAGUGCUGGCGCGAUUAGAGCUGUUGAAUUUGCAAGAUGAGUAUAUCAAUAGCCGUCCAAAUGUUGCUGAGUACUGGAAUGGGGUGAAGCAGAGGCCUAGUUAUAAGAAAGUGAUUGGAAGGUACUUUAACGGCUGGAGGAAGUACAAAACCCUGUUGAAAACUUGGUGCUUUCUUCAGAUCAGAAGUAAGCUCAGUAGAUAUUGAUGAAUAACAAAGCAAUCACUCUGUUAUUCUGAAUAUGUGAAUGAUUUUAGUGGAAAAGAAAUCUGGUUUGUAAGAUGUGCACCAGGAAUGUCAAAUUAUUUGUACAGAAUAAGCUUCAAAUAGCAUUAGAUCUCUCUCUCUCUCUCUCUCUCUCUCUCUCUUUUGCCCUUUCUUUUUUCUGGGUGGAAUUUGGUUUUAUUUUAAUUUUUGGAGAGAGGUUGUAUUGGAAAUUAAUUUUGUUUA
This is a messenger RNA of Camellia sinensis, 897 nucleotides long. The record is from RefSeq and is a predicted model, not a curated record. Lineage: Eukaryota; Viridiplantae; Streptophyta; Magnoliopsida; Ericales; Theaceae.